Dromiciops gliroides (monito del monte) is the source of this 3446-nucleotide messenger RNA. RefSeq names its product capping actin protein of muscle Z-line subunit alpha 2 (gene CAPZA2). The record is from RefSeq and is a predicted model, not a curated record. Bases 213 to 1073 code for a protein of 286 amino acids. Gene Ontology annotation, cellular component: F-actin capping protein complex; actin cortical patch. Gene Ontology annotation, molecular function: actin filament binding. The transcript has 10 exons. Gene Ontology annotation, biological process: actin cytoskeleton organization; barbed-end actin filament capping. NCBI's taxonomy places the organism in Eukaryota, Metazoa, Chordata, Mammalia, Microbiotheria, Microbiotheriidae.
GGAAAGGAGGCGGUCACUUGCUGGGGUGGGGAGGGAAGGAGGGAAGGGGUGGAGGGGAAGAGAGAAGAGGGCGCACGCGCAAGCGUGCGACUGCGGGCCUCCUGCUCCCUGGCCCCUCCCCUUGCGGGGGCGCGCGGCGCCUGGGACCGUACGGGAAGAGGGAAGUCAGGUGGCCGCUGCCGCCGCCGCCGCCGCCUGUCGCCAGAAGGAAAAUGGCGGAUCUGGAGGAGCAGUUGUCGGAUGAGGAGAAGGUGCGCAUAGCUGCAAAAUUCAUCAUCCAUGCCCCGCCAGGAGAAUUUAAUGAGGUAUUUAAUGAUGUUCGGUUACUGCUUAAUAAUGAUAAUCUUCUCAGGGAAGGGGCAGCUCACGCAUUUGCACAAUAUAACUUGGACCAGUUUACUCCAGUAAAAAUUGAAGGUUAUGAAGAACAGGUGUUAAUAACAGAGCAUGGUGAUUUAGGAAAUGGAAAAUUUCUGGAUCCCAAAAAUAGGGUCUCUUUCAAAUUUGAUCAUUUAAGAAAGGAAGCUACUGACCCCAGACCCUACGAAAGUGAAAAUGCCAUCGAGUCCUGGAGACAUUCAGUGGAAACUGCCAUGAGAGCCUAUGUAAAGGAACAUUACCCUAAUGGGGUCUGCACAGUUUAUGGUAAAACUAUAGAUGGACAGCAAACCAUCAUUGCAUGCAUAGAAAGUCAUCAGUUUCAAGCAAAAAACUUUUGGAAUGGUCGUUGGAGAUCAGAGUGGAAGUUUACAAUUACUCCUUCUACCACGCAGGUGGUUGGUAUCUUGAAAAUUCAGGUUCACUAUUAUGAAGAUGGUAAUGUUCAACUAGUGAGCCAUAAAGACAUACAAGAAUCUCUAACAGUGUCUAAUGAAGUUCAAACAGCAAAAGAAUUUAUAAAGAUUGUAGAAGCAGCAGAAAAUGAAUAUCAGACUGCCAUCAGUGAGAAUUAUCAGACUAUGUCGGACACUACUUUCAAAGCCUUACGUCGACAGUUGCCAGUUACACGCACUAAGAUUGACUGGAAUAAGAUCCUUAGUUACAAAAUUGGGAAAGAGAUGCAGAAUGCUUAAGAUAAACACUGCAUGACUGGAUCAUUUUAGUGUCCAUGUAUAAAUAAAAAUAUUACAAAAGUAUUCAAAACUGUCAAGUUGCCCAUUCAGCAUGGGCUUUUGCCAUUGAAAAUCACUGUAAUUAAGUAGUUUGGUUAGAGCACGAGGCUUAGCUAAUCAAUCUUUGUUUUUCAAGUUUUUGUUUCCUUAUGUUCUAAGAGGAUUGCAAAUCACCCUAGAUAAAGAAGUGUUUUGUUUCUUUACACUGAAGAGAAGUGUGAUGCCUCUAGUUUUUGGUUAAGAGAAAAUUAAAAUGUAUGAAAACUAUAUUUGCUUGAUAUAACCCUUUAAUUGAUGUCUUUUAUGAAGUGGAUAACUUUUUUGAAAUUCGACAGAUUCUUUUUAAUGGGGUCCUUCAUGGCCAUUUCUAGUUUAAGGUGGUUGAUGGAUUUAGCCAUAUAUGCUGCUGAAGAAAUUGUCUACCUUUCCCCCUUUCCUCUUCCAUGUAUGUAAGAUUGAGUUUAGAGGGAAAGUAUUUUCUAUAUUAAUUAUGUUUAAACCUUUCAAGAUAGUUAUUUAGCUAGCUUAGUGUUUAACUAAACUUUUUUUAAACAAGGCCAAGAUCUAAUGCUAUUUUGAGAUUUUGAAAUUAAACAAAAAUACUUACUUCAGAAUUGUAUUUAAUGCCUUCUUUCCUGUGACAGUUACUCAAUUGAGCCUGAAUUCUGACUGCCCUCAAGUUACAUUUUAUUACACAGCCACAAUGUAUCAUAACAAGGCAGAUUGUAAUAUAUAUAUAACCCUGUACUUAUGACUAUGUCUUGGUUUUUUCCCCUUGGAUUGAAAUGUACUAAAUUCAAUGUGACAUUAAAAUGAAAAUUUUCCUAUUUAUUUGAGUAGAAAGUCACUUACUGGUGAGUCAUAUACUAUUUUAAACUACUUUCUCUGGAUGUUGUGGCUCUUCACUGGUUGUAAAUUAGAAAAGCUGGGAGUACAUAUGGUGUGCUGUAACAUUCUAAAUUUUUCCAUCUUCCUGUGCUAAUAAGCAUGUUUGUAAUAUUAAAAAUACAUUUAUUGAUGCUUUGCUACAGGAGUUUCAAGCCUGUGGUGACUAUUAGCAUUUGCUGUAGAGAGUGGAAUGGAUUUAUUAUUUCAUCAACUAAAUUAACACUCACUUUGCUUGAGAGUGGAAUCCUUUCCUCAUCUUCUUCCGCAGAUGUCCAGGAGCUGGAAAACGUUUUUUUUAAGAAACACCACUUUUAUUAUGUACAAUAAACUAUUUCAUUAGCUUGAAAUGUAUAGAUGUUUUAAUUCUUUCUAAGUAUACCAAGUAUUCUCUUUUCCCCCUUCCUCGCUUGGCAGGGGUGAGUGAUGAGUGAUAAAUGAUGAUCCAGCAAAGUAGCCUGAGAAGGAGCAUCAAACACAAGUAGAAUCAAAAGAAAAUACUAUCACAGAAGCCAGAGUAUACAGGAAGAAGGAGUGAUUGACGGGAUCUGACAGCAGAAAGGUCAAGGAGGAAUAGAGAUGAUAAAAAAGGCUGUAGAACUUAAAAGCUAAGAGAUAAUUGGUAAUAUUGACAGUUUCAGCAGAAUGAUGAGGUUGAAAAUUAUAAUUUUAUGGGUUGAAAAGUAAGUGGAAGCAAUUAGUGUAGAUCAGAGGUGUCAAACACGAGCAUUGGGGCUGGACACAGUAAUUGGCAAGUACUUGAUAAAAAAUACAAUAGAGCAUAGAUAAUGCUAUUAUGUGGUUUUCUAAGUCAAUAUGCUACUACAAAAAUCCUUAUAUAUGAUUUAGUGGCCCCCAUUUGUAUUUGAGUUUGACAGUCAUGGUGUAGAUGACUCAGAGUUUGAUAGUGUUAGGGAAGAGAAAAAGAACCUGAUAGGUUGAGGAGAGGAUAGGGAAGAUCUGUACAUUUUUGUAAGCAGCAAAGAAGGAUGAAGUAGACUGGAAGAGAGUGAAAAGGAAGGUCUCUUGGCAAAGGUGGUCCUUAAUCCUUAGCUGUGUGAUAGCUUCUUGAUUUACAGUGUGCCAAGAAUUUGGUGUUAAGGCCAGAACAGUCAUGUGGUGAAGGCCUCCAGCCCCAGACUUUACCAUCCUAUUCCAGACAACCCUCAUGAGUAUCUUUGAGUACAGCAGAGUCUUGGAACAGAACAGUGUUGGUGGCAAGGGUUAGUGGUUCCUCCUCCCUUCUAUGUCGGCAGUUGUUAAUUUCAAGAUUGCAGUGACAGCACACAGCUGUAGGAGACAAAGUAGCUUCUGCCUUCACAAGAGCAACCUGGAGAAUUCUACAAAAGCAACAAGGAGAAGCAAGUAUGGAAAAUUCUAGUUCCUGAGAAAGCCAAGUCUGGAGCUCUUACCCUCCUGGAUACAAUAAACGAUUUCAUUACCUUGAAA